Messenger RNA from Talaromyces proteolyticus, 1155 nucleotides. RefSeq names its product putative methionine aminopeptidase, type I. Gene Ontology annotation, biological process: proteolysis. The record is from RefSeq and is a predicted model, not a curated record. Gene Ontology annotation, molecular function: metalloaminopeptidase activity. The transcript has 4 exons. Lineage: Eukaryota; Fungi; Ascomycota; Eurotiomycetes; Eurotiales; Trichocomaceae. Bases 1 to 1155 code for a protein of 384 amino acids.
AUGGCAGCGGACGUUGCGACUCGCAAGUGCAUUGGCAUUGAGUGCCCCAACGAUGCGGGGACUCUGCAAUGUCCCACCUGCCUGAAAAUGGGCACAGACAGCUUCUUCUGCUCACAAGACUGCUUUAAGCGCAGCUGGGGCUCCCACAAGUCUAUUCACAAACCUAAGACUACCGGUCAAUACAACCCAUUUCCCACAUAUCCUUUCACCGGAUCACUCCGUCCGGUCUAUCCUCUGUCGCCGCGUCGAGUCGUUCCUGCCACGAUCCCCCACCCCGACUAUGCCAAAGAUGGGAUCCCGCGAUCUGAACAGAAGUUCAUUGGGCGCCAUAAUAUCACCAUUUUGAACAAGGAAGAACAAGAAGGGAUGAGAAAGGUCUGUCGCUUGGCGAGAGAAGUCUUGGACAUUGCAGCGAGGGAAAUCAAGCCAGGCGUGACAACAGACUACAUCGACGAAGUUGUUCACAAGGCUUGUCUGGAACGUGAAUCAUAUCCCUCUCCUCUUAACUACGUAAACUUUCCGAAAUCAGUGUGCACAUCAGUUAACGAGACAAUAUGUCACGGUAUCCCCGAUCAGCGACCUUUACAAGAUGGCGACAUUGUCAAUAUCGACGUUACUUUGUAUCAUGGCGGCUUCCAUGGUGACUUGAAUGAGACAUACUAUGUGGGUGACAAGGCAAAGGCCAACCCAGAAGCCGUCCGAGUUGUCGAAACCGCUCGAGAAUGUCUUGCAAAGUCAAUCGAGCUAGUCAAGCCGGGGUGGUUAUUCCGAGAAGCAGGAAAUGUCAUCGAGAAACAUGCAAAAAGUCGUGACUGCAGUGUUGUCAAGAGUUAUUGUGGACAUGGUAUCAACCAACUAUUCCAUACUGCGCCGAAUAUCCCGCAUUAUGCAAAGAACAAGACCGUUGGAGCCGCGAAACCCGGCAUGUGCUUCACCAUUGAGCCCAUGAUCAAUAUUGGCAUUCAUAAAGAUAAGACAUGGCCCGACGACUGGACCAGUGUGACUGCCGAUGGCUCUUUGUCUGCGCAGUUCGAGCAUACUCUUCUGGUGACUGAAGAUGGCGUCGAGAUCUUGACAGCCAGACUUCCGGACUCACCUGGUGGCCCAAUUCCUCUGCCAGAGCCGUCUCCAUCUGCAGAUACGGCGACGACAUGA